Messenger RNA from Alnus glutinosa, 1459 nucleotides. RefSeq names its product BURP domain protein RD22. The record is from RefSeq and is a predicted model, not a curated record. The transcript has 3 exons. Bases 119 to 1276 code for a protein of 385 amino acids. Lineage: Eukaryota; Viridiplantae; Streptophyta; Magnoliopsida; Fagales; Betulaceae.
UCUGUAGAACUAUAUCCCUUAUAAAUUUGCAACCUGCCUGCUCUUGUAUCCAAAUUAUCUCUGCAUUCACCUCUUUUUCUCCUUGUUUAAUCCUUUUGUCGUAAUCCACAGCUUAAUUAUGGAGAUCCAUCUCCUGCGUGUUUUCGCUUUUCUCGCUUUUGCAAUGAUGACAAGCCAUGCUGCUCUGCCUCCUGAAGAAUACUGGAAAUCUGUGCUGCCAAACACUCCGAUGCCUAAAGCUGUCAGUGAUCUUCUACACCAAGAACUGAUAGAUGAGAAAAGCACUUCUGUCAGUGUAGGGAAAGGUGGCGUUAAUGUUGACGCCGGAAAAGGAAAGCCGGGCGGCACUUCCGUUAAUGUAGGGAAGGGUGGCGUGGAUGUUGGUGCAGGAAAAGGAAAGCCCGGCGGCACUUCCGUUAAUGUAGGGAAGGGUGGCGUGGGUGUUGAUACAGGAAAAGGAAAGCCCGGAGGCACCAAUGUCGGUGUUGGCAAAGGAGGAGUAUCUGUGAACACAGGCCACAAGGGAAAGCCUGUGUAUGUCGGGGUAAAACCAGGGGCUUCACCCUUCGUUUAUAAUUAUGCUGCCACUGAGAAUCAACUCCAUGAUAACCCCAACGUAGCUCUUUUCUUCUUGGAAAAGAACAUGCAUCCUGGCACUGAAAUGAACUUGCACUUCACAAAAAACUCACAGACAACAGCUUUUUUGCCCCGCCAAGUUUCUGAAUCAAUACCCUUUUCAUCUAACAAGAUGGCAGAAAUCUUGAACCGGUUUUCUGUCAAACCCGGAUCACUGGAAGCUGAGAUAAUGGAGGAAACAAUCAAAGAAUGCGAAGAACCGGGCAUUAGAGGAGAGGAAAAGUACUGCGCAACAUCAUUAGAGUCCAUGGUCGACUUCAGCACAUCCAAGCUUGGAAAAGAUGUUCAGGCAAUAUCUACAGAGGCGGGAAAAGGAAGCCAGUUGCAAAAGUAUACCAUAGCACCAGGAGUGAAGAAGAUUGGAGCUGGCAAGAAAGCUGUUGUGUGCCACAAGCAGAACUACGCAUAUGCGGUGUUUUACUGCCAUUCAACAGAGAGCACAAGGGCCUAUGUAGUGCCGCUGGUGGGUGCUGAUGGGAGUAAAGCUAAAGCAGUGGCAGUCUGCCAUACCGACACAUCAGCAUGGAACCCAAAACAUCUGGCCUUCAAAGUGCUCAAGGUUAAGCCAGGAACUGUUCCUGUCUGCCAUUUCCUUCCUGAGGAUCAUGUUGUCUGGACACCCAACCAGCUAGCGCGCUAGCUAGCUCUUGUGUUCCACCUGUUGCAUCGCUUCGCGUAGUUUGAAAUUCCUAUAUGUCUACCACUGCAUUUUGCUACAUGUUUUAUUUACUCUUGUAUGUACGCUAUAUAUAGUUGUACCUACGUACGUAUACGACGUAUAUUUUAGUCGUCAAUAAAUACAUCCUGCACGUUGCUUUAAAAA